This is a messenger RNA of Dacryopinax primogenitus, 1559 nucleotides long. RefSeq lists its product as uncharacterized. The record is from RefSeq and is a predicted model, not a curated record. The transcript has 2 exons. NCBI's taxonomy places the organism in Eukaryota, Fungi, Basidiomycota, Dacrymycetes, Dacrymycetales, Dacrymycetaceae. Bases 1 to 906 code for a protein of 301 amino acids.
AUGGAUUUUCAAGACAUCGCGAAGAUCGAACGCUGUCAUGAGGAGCUACAGAGUCAGCACGACCGCCUUCUGGACGACAUCAAGGAGGGGCGCGAGGAACUGCUACACAACGCACACAAGACCAAGAAGGACAUCUAUCGAAUGAAACAAAUACUCGGCCAGUUUCUGCAUGCCAAACAUGCUGUGGCGCUCAUCAAUAGAGGGGAACUUCCCGGCCUGGGUGCACUUGUCACCCCGUCGAAAGCAGAACAGAGCACUAGGUCGCCGGCUGAGUACAUCCAGUCCCCCAUCACCGCAGAAUCGAGAGGGUCGGAAGACAGGGACUUUCUUCGCGAUAGCACUACAGGCCCUUCAUCUCCGCACCAGCGUGAUACAACAAUCGAUAACAACAGCCAGAGUGUCGAACACACGCCAAAUCCCACGGAAAAUGGGAACGACGUAGAUCCGAUGCCAGUGCAAGUACCAGUUCGUUUGACAAUACCGGAAACACGUACAGUUCCCGACAACUUUGAGAAGAAGCGUAGACAUGAAGAGGAUGAAGCGCUCACAGUUCCCGAGAGGGCGGAGAAGAAGAAGAAGCAUGGACAUGGAGAGGAUGAAGGAGCGCCCACAGUUCCCGAGAGGGCAGAGAAGAAGAACCAUAGACAUGGAGAGGCGCUAACAGUCCCCGAGAGGGUGGAGAAGAAGAAGAAGCAUAGACAUGGAGAUAAUGGAGCUGAGCACUCGAGAGAAGUGCAUAAGAAGAACCAGAAGCCUCGUCAUGCCGAAAGAGACGCUGCCAAUACAGCCAGCACUGCUCAUGCGACGGCGUCGCCACAUGGGCGAGAAAAGAGCUCAUCGAAGCAGACGGGGCCAAAGGCAGAGCCGCAGGAUAUCACACUAGUGAGUCGAGACAUUCAACCAUAAUCGGUCGUUGCGGCGAAUCAAGCACCUCAGUCUUAAGUUCCGACGGCGAAUGUUGGAAGUACGUUCUACAAAAGAACCAGCUGGCACUGUUAAGGUAAGCCUGCUACACAAGUUGGUGCUGACUCAUCACUGAUUAUACCUUGCCAGCUAGCUUCAUGGUUUCGUGCAUUGCAUGUUGUUACUGGAACAGGGUUGUCGAUAUAUUCUGAAUUUCGGCAAUAACGAAUUGACCGACAAUCUCCGUAGCUGAUUGCAGCAACGUUGAGUGCGAAGAUUGUUGAUGGACGGACUUGCUCUUGAUCUGAGCCACUGGAGGAAACGCAGCGCCCAAUUAUCCCGACUGGAAACCAGUUUCCGUCACCGAUUGAUAUCCGUGAGAAUUAUCUUGAUCACGAGUGCACUACCCGUGCGCGAACAGAUAAGAUAGUCGGCUCGUUUCUCGUUCCGCCACUCGGUGCAUAUCAAGGAUACUUGAUUGUUCUCGCAGCCGAGUGGUGAUUCCCGACGGUAGAAGCCGUGCGCAACACUUUAACGGGGACGAGGCCAGGGCCUGGCAUAGCACGCAUGAUAAGGUCCAUGCCUGGCUCCCGGUGACUUGCGCUCCGCGGAGGAUUGGAGAAGACCAGGUUCUAUUUUGAAAUCGACGUGUUUCC